Molecule: messenger RNA, 1063 nt
Organism: Amphimedon queenslandica
Lineage: Eukaryota; Metazoa; Porifera; Demospongiae; Haplosclerida; Niphatidae
Product: putative transferase CAF17 homolog, mitochondrial
Exons: 7
Coding region: 19-990 (323 amino acids)
Biological process (GO): iron-sulfur cluster assembly
Cellular component (GO): mitochondrial matrix
Molecular function (GO): protein binding
Source: RefSeq, a predicted model, not a curated record
AUUUUGUUUAGUUUGAGUAUGCGCACUAGACUUUGCUGCCAAACGGCGCGUGAGUGGGCGUUACUUCAAGCCACACCCAAAAUGAGAUAUUUGUCUAAACUAUUCUCCACUUCUCUCUCCUUAUUAUAUAAAAGUAUAUCCACUCUUUCCUCUCGUUCCCUCAUUGAGUUGCAAGGGCCUGACAGUCGGUCCUUCAUUAAUGGACUCACAACUUGUAAUGCCUUACAGUCACUGGAGGGGAGGGCCCAGUAUAGUGGACUACUCAAUAGCAAUGGACGCAUACUUUAUGACGUCAUUAUUUAUCACAUGUCACAUGACAGGCUGUGGGUGGAGUCAGAUACGAGAGCUGUCGAUGAUGUCAUUAAACAUUUUACUAAAUAUAGAUUAAGGUCAAAGGUUGAUUUUACGAAAUUGAGAGACGUUAGUGUCUGCUUUAAAUCACCAAACGAAAAUAAUAAUAAUAAUAAUAAUGUAUUAAUCAGCGUAGCUGAUCCAAGAACAAGUGCUCUAUUUGAUCGUGUAUUAAUAAAUAAUAAUAAUAAUAAUGAUAAUAAUGGGGAGGAGGUGUAUCUGUUGCAUAGACUGCAGUGUGGAGUACCUGAAGGAAUUGAUGAAUUUUUAAUUAACAAAACACUACCAUUGGAAAUGAACAUGGACUAUAUGAAUGGAGUCAGCUUUGAUAAAGGUUGCUACUUGGGACAAGAGUUAACUUCUCGUACUCAUUUCAGAGGAAUUGUCAGAAAGAGAAUAUUACCAGUAACAAUGGAUGAGGAAGUUGAACAUGGCCUGUUGUCAUGGGGCAAUGAAAUCACUAAUUCUGAUGGAAAGAAAAUUGGAAAAAUAAUAAAAUGGAAGAAAAAAUACGCAAUUGCUUUGCUGCAAUUACCAUUAUUAGUUGAAGGUAAGAAGAUAGUGAUAAAGACAAAUGAAGAAGGUCGUGUUGUUGAAGGGGACUGGAGAAGACCGGAAUGGUGGCCGUCAGAAGAAUGAACAUUUUUGCAUUAUUUUAUACAUUUCCUGUUGAUUAUGUUUAGUGUUAAAAUAAAACAACACCUUUACAGUU